AUGGCUGCUAUGAAUUAUGUUGUUACCGUUCAACGGCCAACAGCCGUAACGGCUAUAACAACUGGUCAUUUUACAUCACCAACUGAUUUUAAUUUAAUUGUUGCUAAAAAUACACAUUUUGAAAUUUAUAUUAUUAGUUCUGAAGGUUUAAAAUUAGUUAAAGAUGUUUGUAUUUAUGGACAAAUUCAUAUUCUCAAAUGUUUUCGAUUACCUAAUAUGAAUAAAGAUAUAUUAUUUAUUUUUACUGACAAAUAUCAAGGAAUGAUCUUAGAUUGUCGAAAAACGAAUCAUGAUCAAUAUGAAAUUUUAACUAAAUGUCAUGGAUUAUUAAAAGAUACAGGUCGACAGACAGUUCGACAACCCUUAUGUACAAUUGAUGCUAAACAUGGUCUUAUUUUAUUACGUAUAUUUGAAGGAGUUAUUAAAUUAAUUUACUUAAAAGAUUUAUCUUCAAAAGAAUCAUCAUCAAAAAGUUUAGAAGCUUAUAAUGUUAAAAUUGAUGAACAAAAUAUUAUUGAUAUACAAUUUUUACCUGGACAUCAAAAACCAACAUUUAUUGUUUUACAUCCACGAGCAAAUGAAACAUCAGUGAUAAAUCAUGAUCAAGAAGAAUAUCAUAUACGUACAUAUCAAGUUGAAUUAAAAGAAAGAGAUAUUACGAAAUUAAUUUGGAAACAAGAUAUGACAUUGAGUGAAGCAUCAUUUGUUAUUCCAAUUGGACAAGAUAAUUUUAGUUGUAUUGCUAUUGGAAGAAAUGCAGUGGCUUUAUAUAAAGAAAAUGAUCGACCGUUAGAAGUUGAAUCAUCUUUACUUGAUGAUGAAGCUUCAAUCAUUGGUUAUUGUCCUAUUGAUGAAGAUGGUUGUCGUUAUUUAUUAACUGAUUAUUCUGGUAAACUUUAUUUACUUGUGCUUGAACGUGAUAAACGUAAUGGAAGUUCAUCAACAACUAUAACCGAUAUCAAAUUGGAUCUUCUUGGUGAAACAUCUAUGUGUGAAUAUAUAACUUAUUUAGAUAAUGGUGUUACUUUUAUUGGAUCACGAUUUGGUGAUAGUCAACUUAUACGACUAUUACCAGAACCACAAAAUGGAAGUCAUCUAGAAAUACUUGAAUCUUAUACAAAUCUUGCACCGAUUGUUGAUAUGUGUGUUGUAGAUUUAGAACGACAAGGUCGACAGUUAAUAACAUGUUCUGGUAAUGGAAAAGAUUCAUCAUUACGUUUUAUUCGAACUGGUAUUGGGAUUCAUGAACAUGCAUCAAUAGAUUUACGAAAUAUCAAAGGAAUUUGGGCAUUAAAAAUCGACAAUCAUUAUGAUAAUCAUCUUGUUGUUGCAUUUUUUGAUCAAACAAGAUUAUUUCAUUUACAAAAUGAUGAAAUUGAAGAAGUUGAAUUAUCAGGAUUUGAUUUUCAACAUCAAACAUUAUUUUGUGCUAAUGUUAUAUCUGAUCAAUAUUUACAAAUAACAACACAUUCGAUACGUUUAAUUGGUAAUAAUGGAAAAGAUUUACUGAUUGAAUGGAAAAAUGAACAGAAUGAAAUAACUGUUGGUUCAUCAAAUACAACUCAAUGUGUAUGUGCUAGUGGAAAUCAAUUAUUUUAUUUUGAAAUUGGUCGAUCUAGUUUAACUGAAAUCAAUAAAUGUAAACUACCAUAUAAUAUAGCAUGUUUGGAUGUAACACCAUUGAAUCCUCAAGAAGAACGUACUAGUCUUUGUGUUGUUGGUCUUUGGACACAAAUAUCAGUUUGGAUUUAUCGUUUACCAACACUUGAUGUUUUACAUAAAGAACCAUUGACAUCAGAUACAUUACCACGAUCAGUAGUAAUGAUAACAUUUGAUUCUCAACCGUAUGUUGUUAUUUCAUUAGCUGAUGGUCCUAUAGUUUAUUAUUUACUUGAUACUGAACAAGGAAUUUUAUAUGAACGAAAAAAAGUUUCAUUAGGUACAAAACCAACAACUUUAACAGUAUGUCAACGAACAGAUUUAUCACCAAAUAGUACAUCAUCAUCAAAUGAUCCUUCAACACAACGUACAGUUUUAUUUGCUUGUAGUGAUCGUCCAUCAGUUAUAUCAUCAUCAAAUACAAAACUUGUAUUUUCUGCUGUUAAUCUACGUGAAAUUGUUUGUAUGUGUUCAUUUCAUUCAGAAUAUUAUGGAGCAAGUUUAACAUUAGUUACCGAUAUGGGACUUAUACUUGGUCGAAUAGAUGAUAUACAAAAGUUACAUGUACGUUCAUUAGUAUUAGGUGAACCAGCAAGACGUAUUGCAUUUAUGGAAGAAGAAAAAGCUUAUAUUAUUUUAACACAAUAUAUGGAUAUAUUUCAAACAGAUAAUAUAACACCAAUUAGUAAACAAGCACAUCAAAAAAUAGAUUGUACAACAACAAUAAAAAAUAUUAAUGAUAUUAUACCUCCAUCACAAAAUGAUGUUAUUGAUUCAAUUGUAAUCUUAGAUCAACAUACACAUGAAGCUCGUGUAUCAGUUCGAUUAUUAAAUCGUGAAGAAGCUUUAAGUGUAUGUGUAAUAACAUUUGCUGAUGAUCUUUCAUCGUCAUAUAUUGCUGUUGGUACUGCAAUUAUAUUUGAAGAUGAAGAUACACCAAAAGUUGGUCGUGUUAUAUUAUAUCGUUAUAAAAGUGGUCAUUUAAAUAUGGUUACUGAAAAAGAAUUAAAUGGUGCACCACAUGCUAUGUUAGCAUUUCAGGGCAAACUUCUUAUUGCUGUUGGUAGUUCUAUACGUUUAUAUAAAUUCUCACCACAAAAUCAUGAAUUAAUACAAUUAACACAAUAUUUAGGACAUAUUGAUUGUUUACAAGUGAAAAUAAAAGAUGAUUUUGUUUUAUUUAAUGAUUUAAUGAAAUCUAUAACUGUAUUACGAUAUAAUACUGAUGAAGGAAAAUUUGAAGAAAUUGCUCAUGAUGUUCAACCACAAUGGACGAUGGCAUGUGAAUUUUUUGAUGAUGAUACAUUUAUAUGUGCAGAAGAUGGUGGAAAUUUAAUUUCAUGUCAUAAAGAUAGUGGUUCAACAAAAGAAAAUGAAAGAAAUGUAUUGAAAGAACUUGGAUUAUGUCAUUUAGGAGAAAAUAUUAAUGUAUUUCGACAUGGUUGUCUUGUAACACAACAAACAGCAGAAUCAUCAAUAUCAGUCGAUACAUGUACUUUAAUGGGUGGAGUAUCGGGUUAUAUUGGUCUUCUUCUUCAAUUAACUCCACCAUUAUAUCAAUUACUUAUGUCAGUACAAUUAGCUUUAGCUGAAUAUGUUCCAAGUGUUGGUAAAAUUGAUCAUGGUACAUGGCGUUCAUUUGAAUCGGAUGGACGUUCAGAUGUUUCAUGUGGUUUUGUUGAUGGUGAUCUUAUUGAAACAUAUCUUGAUUUACCAAAAUCAGUACAACAAGAUCUUAUUAUAGAUUUACGCGGAGAAAAUAAUACUCAAAUCAAUACAACAGUCGAAGAACUAGUCAAAAUUAUCGAAGAACUUGCACGAAUACAUUAG
Adineta steineri is the source of this 3489-nucleotide messenger RNA. Lineage: Eukaryota; Metazoa; Rotifera; Eurotatoria; Adinetida; Adinetidae. The record is from the annotation of a GenBank genome assembly.